UAAAUGAAGCUGUUUCUCCUCACUAGAGUCUCAAUGGAUGAAGGCGAGUGGAAGCUGGCGUAGAGCGGUCUGCAUAUUCAUUUGCUUCACAAGGAUUUAUGUCCAUCUAUUCAGCAAUUUAUGGAUUAUGCGAAUGACAUUUUGACCAGCCCCUGAACUGGUUUACGAUGAGCCCAAUGUGUGUCCUCCUAAUGUGAUUAAUUUUUUUUUUUUUUGGUUUGUUUUUGUGUUUGUUUCACAAAACAGUGCUAAGGGUAGCCUAGUAAUCUUAGUAUAGGACGUUAUUUACAUCAAGUGUCUUCGCAGCAUGAACAUGGAUGAAGACAACCGAGUGCCGGAAGAUCUUUCCUUUGAAGAGAGAGAUGAACUGUCCAAUAUUAGAAGGAGGAAAAGGGAGCUACUGGAUGACAUUGAGCGGUUAAAAUUAGAGAUCUCUGAAGUCAUGACCGAGAUUGAACAUUUAACGUGUGUCAGAGAGACUAAAAGCACUCAGAGGAGCAAGCAGAUUGCUGUUGGAAGAAAGAAAUUCAAUAUGGACCCUAAGAAGGGAAUCCAAUUUCUUUUGGAGAAUGAUCUUCUGCAGCACACACCUGAGGACAUCGCUCAGUUCCUCUAUAAAGGUGAAGGCUUGAACAAAACUGUCAUAGGAGAUUAUUUAGGAGAACGAGAUGACUUCAACAUUAGGGUUUUGCAGGCAUUUGUGGAGCUUCAUGAGUUUGCUGACCUCAACUUGGUGCAAGCAUUGAGGCAGUUUUUGUGGAGCUUCAGACUUCCCGGUGAAGCACAAAAGAUUGAUCGAAUGAUGGAGGCCUAUGCUGCUCGAUAUUGCCAGUGUAACCCUGGUGUCUUUCAGUCAACAGACACAUGCUACGUUCUCUCGUUCUCCGUAAUCAUGUUGAACACCAGCCUGCACAAUCCUAACGUCAGAGACAAGCCCUCAGUGGAGAGGUUCAUCUCCAUGAAUCGAGGCAUCAAUGAAGGAGGAGAUCUGCCUGAGGAGCUGCUCAGAAAUUUAUAUGAAAGCAUUAAAAAUGAGCCCUUCAAAAUUCCUGAAGAUGAUGGGAACGAUCUAACUCACACCUUCUUUAAUCCAGACCGAGAGGGAUGGCUGCUAAAACUAGGGGGAAGAGUGAAAACCUGGAAGAGGAGGUGGUUCAUUUUGACAGACAACUGUCUGUAUUACUUUGAAUAUACUACAGACAAAGAGCCUCGGGGAAUCAUUCCACUGGAAAAUCUUAGUAUAAGAGAGGUGGAAGAGCCAAGAAAACCAAACUGCUUUGAGCUCUACAACCCGAGUCAUAAGGGCCAGGUAAUUAAAGCAUGCAAGACGGAGGCUGAUGGGAAAGUAGUGGAGGGGAAUCACGUGGUGUACAGAAUAUCAGCACCCACGCCGGAGGAGAAAGAAGAGUGGAUCAAAUCCAUCAAGGCCAGUAUUAGCAGGGAUCCAUUCUACGACAUGUUGGCUACUAGAAAACGGCGAGUGGCCACUAAAAAGUGAAGUGAAAACCUACAUCCGGGUUUUAAUAAUCACUUUACAACGUUCACCCUGGAGGAAAUGGACACACGGGGACAAGAGCAAACUGAGGAGAAAGAAGAACAAGACUUUAAAAAUAUUGGCGUCUCUAUGAAUCAAGUGCGAAACUGAGGGAUGUGUACUAAAUAGUUUUCUCCAUAUGACUUGUAUGGCGAAUCGAGUGAAGAUGGUGUGCUUAUAUGUUGAAUGUUAUAAUGAAUGUUUUAACAACGCUUAUAAUGUCUGUGUGGGUUCAGUAGAGAGUGAAUAGCGCCCCCUGCCGCCUUUAGCAGGAUAGUUACAGGACAUUUCAAUUUGAGAUGGCCAAGAAAUGUAUGUAAAAUAGAGUGAACUACUAAUAAUGAUGUCUUUUUGGUUUUCAGAUAAAUACAGGAGAUGAAUAGUUGCAGGGAAUCAUGCUGAAUAUAGAUUUGUGCCGUCAUAAUAUCGAAUAAUAUUCAUUAUCUUAAUUGCAUUGGUCGUCUUAAAUGGUUUUAUGUUCUGUUGUUGUGUACACAGUCAUCUAAAUCAGCAGGACUGGUUGCAUUAACUGCAUUAACAAUCAAAAGUUAUAUUUAUUAUCUUUUUUGUUGUUCUUAAUAUAAAACACUGUAAAAAUCCUCUUUGAUAAUGAAAAUAUUAUUAGAUGCCUUUUCAGAAAAUGAUACAAGCUGUACUUCUGUUUCGUAUUCCUAUUUUGGUUUGAAUAAUUUGACUGUUUUGUUGUAUUUAUGUAGUCUAAUAUUGCUGUUGUGUUGUUUUGUUUUUACAGUUUGUAAUAUAACUCACAAAAGAAGACCACAAAAGCUAUUCUUCUUUUCCAUUUGAAACUUUUUGGAUUUAAAACUAAUCUAUAUGCAAUUUUUAUUAAUCAGCUUGGAUAUUCUAAGUCAAAGAAACUCAUAAUUCUACUGGUUUAUUGCAAAGAUUCUGAUAUAUCUCUGUGGUUAAAAUAUGAAUCAAUUGAUACGACUCAAAUGAAAUGUUUCCCUAAUUUUCUAUUAUUUCUGCUGUAAAGUGAACACAGACUCUGGUGCCUGUUUUCGUGCAGCCUUAUAAUCAGCAAAAACAUAUGAAAACAAUUGGACAAAUACAUUCCACAAACACUGUCUAUUCCUGUUAGCACCAACCUAAGCCAUAGCAGCAAUGUAAUCCAUGCCCAUUUGAAAACUGAAUUAUUUUAUGAAAACUGUAGUUUUUAUGUGAUAAUUUAAUUUGUAAAUAUCCUCAUAUUCUGUUGUUAUGGUAAAUAUGCAGCAUGCUUAUAUACAGUUGUCUUUCAGAGCUUUCUGUAUGUGUCAGUAAAUCAUAAUUCCUAUAUCUCAGAUGGGACAUGGAUACGGGUUGUCCUGUCAGUGAAGCCAGUGACCUCAAGAUCUGAUCUGAUUAAAGAUUUUUUUUUUUGUCUCGAGAUUCACCAGGGAUUUGACUUCAUUACAUUAAAACACACUAGUUCUUUCAUACUAUAUGGAAGUCAGUUGGUAUAAGCUACAUGCUUUAAUGUUUCUUGAAUGUGGAUAAAUGACAGAAUUGAUGUGAGAUGAUUCCUUUCAGAUUUUCAGUGAAUAAAUAAUAAUACAAUACUGAAGA
This is a messenger RNA of Danio rerio (zebrafish), 3103 nucleotides long. The record is from RefSeq and is a predicted model, not a curated record. NCBI's taxonomy places the organism in Eukaryota, Metazoa, Chordata, Actinopteri, Cypriniformes, Danionidae.